AUGCGGCUCGCCGUGCUGGCCCUCGGCCUAACGGUAGCUUCGAGCCUCGCCCCGAACAAGACGUCCCUGAAGGAUGGGUUAGAUGCCGAGCGCGACAAGUUCGGUUCGGUCGGGAGGCCCCGGCCUCUUUUGGCGCCCGAGAACGACGUCCGCGCGCCGCGCCCCGGACAUUUACGCGACGCGUUUAACGGCGACGACGGGCCGGGCGACGACCACGACUGGCGCGGCGGCGACGUGCUGGACCACGGCGUCGAGCGCGACGUGCCGCCCGCCGACGCUUUGCCUAGUCUGGAUAUUAUAGAGGUCAGAGAGGUGAUGUACGACAACCACUUCAUGUUUGCGACCGCAGACGCGCACGGCACCGUGAAGGCCGGCGUUUAUCCCGUCGAUCUGCCCGAGUCCCCGAAGACCUGGUCCUCGAUCCAAACGUACCAGGUCUAUGGGCCAGUCGUCGUCUCCGAUCCAUCACAAGACGACGACGCGGACAUGGUUCGGUCGUCCGCGAAAACAUCUUCAAGCUCGUCAACGAGGGCGGCGGCAUCGUUCUCGGCGACCGCCGCAUCCUCGAGCUCCUCAUGUCCGACCCGCACGGGUCGCCCGGAUGGCGCAUGGGGCCGACGUACUCUAGCUAGGUAA
This is a messenger RNA of Pelagomonas calceolata, 636 nucleotides long. NCBI's taxonomy places the organism in Eukaryota, Pelagophyceae, Pelagomonadales, Pelagomonadaceae. The record is from the annotation of a GenBank genome assembly.